Messenger RNA from Lodderomyces beijingensis, 3402 nucleotides. The record is from the annotation of a GenBank genome assembly. NCBI's taxonomy places the organism in Eukaryota, Fungi, Ascomycota, Pichiomycetes, Serinales, Debaryomycetaceae.
AUGGGUCAUCGCACAGACCAGUUUAUCACCGAUGGAGGCAACGAUGCCGCAAUCAACCAGUAUGUGAGUGGGACUGAAAUCCCAGACGAUCAAAUAAUCGACUCCAUCUUUUCAGAAAAAAAGACACUACACGCAGAUGAUGCCAUAGACUACGAGGAUAUAGAUGAGCUUGCAGAUGACGAGUUACCCGAUGAGGAAGAGCCCCUACUGGAUCACCAGCUCGAGGAUGACGAGUUUGAUCAGCUACUACGAGACGAUGUAAAUCCAGCCGACCUAUCAAACUUCGAUUUUGGGAAGGAAGAGCAGAGAGCGCAGGAGAUGGCCGACGAUGAGUUUGAUAGAAUGUUUGAUGACGCUACUACCACUGAGGUAGACGAUGACCAGCUCGGUAACUUGAAGUCGGCAAACCCGAUUGAAGACGACGAGCACAACGAGUUUGAUGAUUUUCAAAAUAUAUUCGAAUCCAGCGAGGAAACAAAGACGCGGAUUUUUGAACAAAACAAGCUCCGAGAAGAGAAACGGGCAAAGGUGUUGGCAUUUAUUGAAAAAUUGGAAAAGCGACGAACAAAGAGGCUAAUUUCCCGCUGUUUUCCUGACUGUACACCUGAAAAGCCCGUUGAUUUUUUCAAGUUUUUCGCUCCAGCACCCAAAUACUACCGGUACACCAAACCUCUCAUAUCUUCAAACCGGGUCCGCAAAGUGCUAGUUCCACUAAAGCAGAAGCUAGAGCUUGAUUCUGAUAGAAGAAGAGCAUUCAAGCAAGCUGUACCCUCGACGACGACGGCGACGACGACUUCAUCUGAAAAUGAACGGAAUGUAUCCACAAUCAGCUCGGCCGAUUUGGAGUUUAUCAAAAAUUUGAAAGCGAAAAGGUCUUCCAUCGAUUCGUUUAUUAAAAAACUGAAUUUUCUCGAAAGAGACUGGCACAACGACGAUAAAUUCAAAGAUUUUUCCAAGGAUCUCAUCUUGUCCACUACGGACUGGAAUGACGAUGAGAUUAUCAAUGCCGGGGACGAGAGUGCAAGCCUACCUAAACAGCCAAUAAAAGCUCCAGAGUUUAACUAUGUACUGGACGAUGUGUCUGACGAGGACAUCUUUGACGGCAAACUCAACAACAUUGUUGAAAAGUUUAAACUUGAUAUGAACGAUCCCAAUUUGUUAUUCCUUCCGAUGAAUGAGAACAAGGUAAAUGCAAAGAACUUGUCGCGAAUGUCAGUGGAGCAAAGGUUCAACAUCUCCAACGAUGACGAGUAUGAGUUGUUGCGGAAGAAUUACAACACCAAGCAAAGAUCGCAGUUGAGCAACUUGAACAUUGAGCACUCUGUUCCGGCAUUGAGACUCCAAACUCCAUUUUACAAGGUUAGAUUAACCAAGGCAGAUGCCAGGUCGUUCCAUCGUCCAGUAUUCAAUGUCAGAUCGGGCACUUUGAUGAGCUUUACAAGGUUGAAGCUAAGGAAAAAGAAGAAGGAUAAGGGCAAGUCUUUGCACGAGGUGUUUGCCAAAACAACAGACCUCACUACAGCCGACACGGCAAACAUCGUGGCACUUGAGUAUUGCGAGCAGUAUCCUUCUAUUCUUUCAAACUUUGGAAUGGGCUCCAAAUUGAUCAAUUACUACCGCAAGGAGAAGUCCGACGACCUGUCGCGCCCCAAGGCCCCGAUUGGGGAGACGCACGUCUUGGGAGUCGAGGACCGAUCGCCGUUUUGGAACUUUGGCGAGGUUGGUCCCGGUGAUCUUGUGCCGACAUUGUACAACAACAUGGUGCGUGCGCCGAUUUUCAAGCACGACACGAGAAACACCGAUUUUUUGCUCGUUAGUUCUCAAGGUGCAGGCGCCCAUCAAAAGUUUUAUCUUCGGAGUAUAAAUUUUAAUUUCACUGUGGGCAAUGUGUUUCCAGUUGAGAUCCCAGCUCCCCACUCUAGAAAAGUCACCAACAUUUCGAAAAACCGUCUCAAGAUGAUUGUGUACCGAGUCAUGAACGCUAAAGGUGCUCCGCGUAUUGUUGUGAAGGACGUAUCGAAGCAUUUCCCGGAACAAAGCGACAUGCAGAGCAGGCAAAGGCUCAAGGAGUUUAUGGAGUACCAAAGACAAGGUGAUGACCAGGGUUUUUGGAAAGUGCGCGGAAUGGAAGACAACAUCCCUACUGAAGAGGAGAUCCGCGCCAUGAUCACUCCUGAGGACUCGGCUCUAAUGGAUACAAUGCAGUGCGGUCAACAAGUGUUGGAAGAUACCGCCGUUUUGUUUGGUGAUGAUUCAAAAGAAGCUGCUAAAAGGAGAAAAGACUCCGAGAGGAAAGAUGCCGAGGAACCUCUGGCACGCGAUGACGACGAAGCAAAGAAGGAAAAAAAUACGAAAAAACCAAGCAAGGAGGUUGAUGCCGCCGAACUUGAAUAUGAAGAAGAAAUGGCGCCUUGGAAUUUGUCGCGGAAUUUUGUCGUUGCUAACCAAACAAAAGCCAUGCUUCAAUUGAAUGGAGAAGGGGACCCAACGGGUAUCGGUUUAGGGUUGUCCAUGCUCCGCGCUUCUCAAAGAACUCCUUUCAAACCAUUUUUCCAACAAGCACCCGAGGUGGUCCCCAAGAGUAAUGCAGCAGCUCACAAUCAAAAACUUUACGAGCUGGAAAUCAAGAGAAUAUGGUACUCGCAGCGAACCUCGCUCGUUGAUCACGGGCCCGAGUAUGAUUUGCAGCAGAUUUACAACGACUAUACACCGGCCAAGCACGAGGAAUACCUUAUCAACAAGAUGAAACAAGAACAAAAAGACCAAGCUAAAAGCGAAGACAAAGUCUUGAAGAUCACCCGACGCGUACGUGACGCCAACGGCAUCUUGCAAAGAAAAAUCGAAGUGAUCAACGACCCUCGCUUGAUCCGGGCCUAUGUGAAGCGCAAGAAAAUCUUGGAGGACGAAUUGUUGCGCAGUGCCGAUGUCGACGAAAUCUUGCCCACAAACGACAAGGAAUUGAACAAGUUGCGCCGUAAGGCUCUUGAAGAAAAACUUGCCAAUUUGGAAAAGCGAGCCAAGCAAAGCAAAGCCAAAAAGGUCCCCAACGAUGCGAUCCAUGCUGCGGCAGCUGCCGGUGCCACCAUUAUUGAUGCCAACACUGUGAUGAUGCCAGACGGGACCUACGUGAUUGGUGGCAAAGGGAUCGGGAAGGGCAAGAGCACUACGCGUAGGUGCAAAUCGUGUGGCUCUUUUGGCCAUAUUAGAACUAACAAGACUUGUCCCUUGUAUAACCAAAUGAUUGCCGGGUUAUUACCUCAAAAGCCCAAUGCAAACGGUGCUGCUUCGUCGCCUGAACAGCAGGAUAUGGGACCAUCAAACCAAGGUAGUCCCGUUGGACUAACUGAGGCAAGCGCAUCGCCCAAACCCAUCAUGUCGGGAUCACCUACGGGAAAUGACUAA